GCAAGCUACCGGGGUUCCCAGAUAACGGGACUAUCGUAACGGACACACACGCACACACAGACGGAUGGUGGGACAGAGCCAAAGAGACGAAUUCCGCUUAACGGGUACCGUGUUGUUUUCUUUUCGUUCAGUUUUAACAUUUCGUGCCCAAGCAGUGUUGCUUAUUUAUUUCUUUAUGUAUCGAUUGAUUGCGUUUUAAUUACUGGCUCGUGAGUGGAAGCGAAGGGAGAGCGCGUAGAGCCGCUGCGUAGCCUUACACGUACGUGACUACUUAAAUAUAUUAAGCGAUUAUUUUAUAUUUUAUACAAAAAAAAAAAAUCAUAUGCUGCUUGAAAUGCGUGCAAGGUGCGCGAGAUAAACCACACAGUAGGAGAGCUAGAAACCAAAUAGAGAAACCAAAUAUUCACGUUAAACCUUUGUAAACCGUUUUAAAGCCAGCAGCCGCGAUUGAUUGUAAUGAACCAAAUAGUUUUUGUACUAAAGUGAACACAAUUUUGACUCGAGAUUUGUUUAAAAAGCGAAACCAAAGUGGAACCAGAUCGCGGCGCGCGCAAGGCCAUUGUGACGUUUACCGGCCGCACACCUGGUCUCGCGCGGGAUAUGCAAAACCCAGGAAAUCUUACGAGUUAAAAAGUUAUAGUGACAACCAACGGUUCGACAUUUGCUAGCGUAUGUCUAAACGUCCUGUUAUUCAAAGUUGCUGAUUAGAUUCACGGAUUUGUCAGCUAAGCAAUUGUCGAGUGACUACAAAAACACUUUUAAUAGCUAGACGAUAUUAAGACCGCUUGAAAGAUCCGGACUAUCCGUCUGUGUGUCAGUCCGAGAUAGAGCAUCCCCGAGGAAGUAGUAAUGACUGUGAGGCGUAAUACCAAAAAUGUAAAGAUAGCUUGAGCAGUUUACUUACGUUAAACCAAAUACUAACUGUUACCAAAAAGGAACAACCUCAAAACAGUCUACUUGACAAAAAAGCAACCAAAGAUAAAGAAACUCAAGACAAGCGCCAAACACAAGAGACCAUAGAAGAAAAGCCCAGACGACAACGGAUCAUGUUUGUUCCCUUGCCGGUGCCGUUAGUGUUUCAGAGAACCGCUCCUGAUUUCAGCGCCUGGCGACUCAAGUCUCCGCUGCCUCUGCGCUCCGGUAACUCCGUAGAUAUCAGGAUGUCUAAAGCUGUCGAUGACGAUAAGAUGGGGACUGAGUUUCCAGUCGAUAGUACAGACUCUGAGAGGAACAGUCCAGAGGCCAGCGAUCAGAUCCAGCCAAUGAAAACAAGUCCGUUCUGCCUGUCUCCUGCACCCAGCAACACAAAGGUUAAAGCCGAGGAGGCCGUUGAGAUGACCAGUGUUCACGCUCCUCCUCCUCCUCCAGUUCAGCCUUCUCUACCACACACACAACUCAUGCUGGCAGGCAGUCAGCUCGCAGGGCUGGCCGCUCUCCUCCCUGCACAGCAGCAGCUGUUGUUGCAGCAGGCUCAAGCGCAGCUGUUAGCCGCAGCCGUGCAGCAGUCAAACGCAGCGCAUGCGGCCCACGCAGCUGCCGCAGCCAAUCAGCAGCAGCACACGCAACAGCAGCAGGCCAAUCAGGCCGCAGCACAAGCCCAGUCUCAAGCCAAACAUGAGCAAGCUCCGCCUCCUCUUCUAUCGCAGCCUAUCCAGCUCACUGCCCAGGACAUUCAGCAGUUGUUGCAGUUACAGCAGUUGGUACUGAUGCCAGGUCAUCCUCUACAGUCCCCUGCCCAGUUCCUGCUGCCUCAAGCCCAGGCUCAGCAGGGUCAGCAAGGUUUGCUUUCGACAUCAAAUUUGAUUUCACUACCUCAGCAAAGCCCAGGGAGUCUCCUGACCACCCCACCUAGACUGGGGCUUCAAGCACAGCGUCAUCUUGACGACAGGCUGUGGUCAUUGCAGAGGGAGAAGAACGUGGAGAGCAUUGUGAGCUCCGCCCCUUCCUCCGCCCCUCCCAUGAGCUCCGUUCCCACGGCGACGCCCCAUCCCGAGGAGCCCAGCGACCUGGAGGAGCUCGAACAGUUUGCCAGAACCUUCAAACAGAGGCGAAUUAAACUUGGGUUCACACAGGGGGACGUCGGUAUGGCCAUGGGGAAACUGUACGGCAAUGACUUCAGUCAGACCACCAUCUCACGUUUCGAGGCUCUCAACCUCAGCUUCAAGAACAUGUGCAAGCUCAAACCCUUGCUGGAGAAAUGGCUGAGCGAUGCAGAAACCAUGGCGAUAGACAACAUGCUUCCGAGCCCCAGUUCUCUGUCUUCACCUCUGCUGGGCUUUGAAGGGUUGCCUGGACGCCGCCGAAAGAAACGCACCAGCAUCGAGACCAACGUCCGCAUUGCCCUGGAGCGCAACUUCAUCUCGAACCAGAAGCCUACCUCUGAAGAGAUCCUGCUGAUGGCCGAGCAGCUCAACAUGGAGAAAGAGGUCAUCCGCGUCUGGUUCUGCAACCGACGGCAGAAAGAGAAGCGCAUCAACCCCUCCAGCGCCACCCCUCCGCUGCCCACUCAGCCCCCAGCACAGACGCACAAGCCCCCCUGCUACAGCCCGCACAUGAUGUCCAGUCAGGGACUGGUUCAGGUCGCUACCAGUCUCAGCACAACAGCCGUCAGUCCCACACCUUCUGUGGCCUGCCCUCUCAACCCCAGUGGACAUGGAGCGUUGAGCUCCGCCCCUUCUUCGGUGACUCCGCCUCCUCUCAGCACAGUGAGCCCCACCCCGCCGAGCCUCGGCAGCCCUGGCCUGAACACAGGGAACACAAUGAUGGGUGUAAGCACAGGAAUGAACCAGGCCCUCAUCAGCAGCAACCCUCUGGCCACAAUGCAAGCCCUAGCUGCCAGUGGUGGCCAGAUUCCCAUUUCUGCUCUUGAGGGCGGGGGUCAAAUGUUCCUGGGUGGAGCUGGAUGUCCAGGAGCUGGACUGCGCCAGUCCCUCUUCCUAAACCGCCCCACUUUACUGCCCCUGGCGAGGAGCGCAGGCAUGGGUCUGGUGGGCCACCCCAGAGCUUCUCCGCCUUCUGGCGUGAGAGGCGCAAGCCCAGACUCGUGCUCCAUCUCCCCCUGCUCAAGCCCCGCCUCCUUCUGCUCAUUAGGUGACGCCUCACCACCCCCUCUGGGCGGAGCUAUGGCUGAGUGACGCCCACACCAAGCUACUGCACUUGAGGGGAGUCAGAGGGACAGAAGAAUGAAGACAAACAAGACUCGCCUUUUCAACCAAAGCCAUCUCUCAAUCCCUCCAUUUCUCUCUUGUGCUCUCUCUCUCAUUAUGUCUUUGAAUGCCAAAAAUACAGAGAAAUGAGCAGAAGAGAAGAGGGAUAAGGAGAGAACAGGAUAACGGGGGACUUUUUAAACCAAAAAAUUGAUCUAUUCAGCGUGGAGAGGUGGCCUCAAUGGAGCUACUGUGGAGAAUGUACAUUUAUUCCUUUCUGAAUAGAAAAAGACAAACCUACAUGAACAGAUUUUUUUGAGGGCAGGGUCGUGAGCCAAAAAAACUUUUACGAAGAAACAUCAACAAAGGAAAACGGGUGGCAACGAAUGGAACAAAGAAAGGACAUUUGACAAGUGUCACUGGAUGGUAGAAAGAGAAACCAAAAAAUAAACACAUGGAAGAAGAAUGGAACGACUCACAAAGACAAAAAAAAAAUGACGAAAAAUACCAAAACCAAAAUACCAAAAAUCAAAACCAAAAAAUCGGAUAGAAAAGCUUUAACGAAGACUUUGAAACCUGAAUUGUCCAGGAUCAGAUUAACUCUACAAAACACCAAACACCUUUUGCUCGAUUUUUCCUUGUUUUUCAUGCACCCCAUGUAAGGUAAACUCGGUUUUGUUUCUUUUAAACUAUUUGUAAAUGUAUUUCUCAAUCUACCUCUGCUAUCAACUAUUUUGAUUUACGCAUUCUUUUUCAUUCCAUUUUCAUCAGCUUUUUUUCCUGUCAAAUUUAAGUUGAACAACAGAAUGAAAGAAGGGAUUUUUUUCAGUAUUACACACACAAACACACACAUAUACACUGAAGUUACUGUGAUUCCCUUUCCAUCACUGAUCAUCCGCUGGAACCCAUGCCUCAAUCUUUGACACACUUUUCUUGGAUACCAAAGCAUUCGUCUGGCCUUUUGCGUCAGCUAAAAAGCGUUCGGACGACAAGACCUCAGACAUGUCAAAAAAACAAAAAAAACAACAUACACAAGGAGAAAUUUUCAAAGAAAUCCCCCUGAGCCCCCAAACCCCUGCCCUCCAUCCUCUCUGGACCCCUCUCCUGUGCCUCGUGUGGUGAAAAAGGCCAAACGGAGAAAACGAACGACAGGAGCAGCGACUGAAGAGGAUCCGAGGAAACCUGCAGGGGGAAAUCCAACAACCGAGACGCGGAGGGGAGACUCGUUUUAUUUUUUUUCAACACACGGAUUAAACCAAAAAUGAAACCAAACCAAAACCAAUGGACUAAAACCGAACUUUACUCAAUGGAAUGAAACCAAAUACUAGGAGUGGACCACAGGAGGUGGACAAGGAGGACGUUUUUAGAGUAGCAAAGACGUGAAAAGACUCAACGUGGCUUUGACCAGAAGAUCAUUCCUUCACCUCCUCCCUCCUUUCCGUUAAGUCGAUGCUUUUGCUCUCCUUCCUGGACGGGAGAAUAUUUAUUAACCUCAUCGAACUGAACUUCAGAAUAUAUAUAUAUACAUAUAUAUUUUGUUUUAUUGCUUUUUUCCUCUUGGUCUGUCUGUUUAUGCUGUAUGACUCGUCUCAUUGCUUUAUAUUUUUGGGAUAAUGGGGUGACGUAUUGCCUAUUUUCAUAUUUCGUGUGUUUCGUCAUUUUGAAUUGAUCGUUCCGGGGGGGGUUUCCCUCAUCAGGCGGUUUGAAACAAUACUGUGAACAUGUAGCUUCCAAGUUUUGCUUCGAUUGCGAAUGUUGUGAAACGAUAAGCCAAAAGCGAAGAAAUACCAAAAGCGAAAACCUUUUCUUUUUCGACACCAAAUAGCAACCUAACCAAUGCACAACGCGUGGAGAAAGACCGUAUUGGUGCUAGGUCUCUUCGAGGAGAGAUAAAGAGUGUGUGAGACGUGUGUGAGUGUGUGAACGUGGAAGCUCAUCUCCAGCAUGGAAACCAAACCGAAACACGGCCAACUUAACUUUCGCUCGGCCAAACUGUUUUUUGACGAUGCGAUCUUAGACGCAUACAAAAACGCGGCAAACGAGAAAUGUAGAGGUUGUGGGGGACGGGGUGGGAUGGGGUUUAAAAGCAACUGGAAAUCCGGUUGGCGUUACACUUCUAGAGGGAAUGUACCUGUUAGUGCUUUGAUAGAUUUUGUAGGAAAAAAAAAAUCUAUGUUCAACUGCUUACUAUUGCUAAUGUAAUGUAAAAAAAAAGGCUGUGAUAAAAAUAGUCCUUAUGAAAUGUUAAUGAUGAUGAUGAUGACUUGAUUUUAGACCAAAAGCUUUAAACUGUCUCUCUUCGAUUUUUUUUUUUCCCUCGAAAAUUUGUAUUUAUUGUGUGUGGGGGGAGGGUGUAUCAAGGAUUUAUAUGUUUUCCGACUCUUCGUCUUAUUUAUUGGCUUAUUUAUGUAUUUAUAGCAUUUUAAUUUAUCGAUUCUGUCUUUUUUUAAAACUUUGUAAAACCAAACGGGGGAAAUGUGGGGUAGCUAAGAAAAAAAAAAAAGCAAGUGUCAACAAAGUUUUUGAAA
This is a messenger RNA of Pimephales promelas (fathead minnow), 5674 nucleotides long. NCBI's taxonomy places the organism in Eukaryota, Metazoa, Chordata, Actinopteri, Cypriniformes, Leuciscidae. The record is from RefSeq and is a predicted model, not a curated record.